Triticum aestivum (bread wheat) is the source of this 1940-nucleotide messenger RNA. RefSeq lists its product as uncharacterized. The record is from RefSeq and is a predicted model, not a curated record. The transcript is spliced from 4 exons. Lineage: Eukaryota; Viridiplantae; Streptophyta; Magnoliopsida; Poales; Poaceae. Bases 755 to 1930 code for a protein of 391 amino acids.
UUUUCUGAACGUUCAUCGACAGGAACAAGCACAGCGAUCGUAUUCACUACCGCGUCCAGGUCCAAUUCCUAUUCCUACACGAAUCCUCUCGACCUUCCCGCUGAAGCCCCUAUAUUAACUGCCACUGGAUAGACCUCCGGAGCACGAGAACGCUGCCACGGCUUCCUCGACCCUGGUGACGCCGUCGCUGCUCUCUACAGAUUAAAAUGACGAGGCAUACAGUUUGCAAAAGAACAUCCUCAAACCAUAUCCACGGGAAACCAAUCACGAAUGCAAGAUCAAACAUUAAAUUGGAAGACCUUCCACAGGUAUGUCAAAUUUAUUUUCUGUGUGAAUGUUGAGUAUUGAUGGAAUUUCUAAUACUAAGGGAUAUAUAAUCACUGAAAAAAAUAGCGCGCUAUAACGCCGCUAAUAGCACGCUAUAGCAUAUAGAGAAUUGUCUCGCUAAAUAAAUCAACGUAUAAUGCCUCGCUAAUAGCACGCUAUAGCGCGCAAUAGCACGCUAAUAGCAUAUUUUCAGGGGCCACGUUAUUUUCUGUAGCGCGCUAUUUUUUUCAUUCAUAUAUUAUGUUGAUGCUCACAGGAUGUGCUCUGCACAAUUGUAUUGAAGUUGCCUCCUAAAGAGGUCUCAAGGGCUAGUGUUUUGUCAAGUAGUUGGAGAUAUAUCUGUGCUACUUGUUGCUAUAAAUUAUGUUUCACUGUUCCUGCUGGGUAUCCCCAUCGUAUUCUUGAAAGAAAAGAAUACUGCCAACGCAUGCAGGAAUUCAUCAAUAAUGUUAACGCGGUAGUGAGAAAUUGCCAUGGCAAGUUGAUUGAAGAAUUCAAUAUAAAAUUUCAGUUUGACAGCAUGUUCGUUGAUCAUCUGAAUGAUUGGGUUAAUUUUGCGGUAUCACCGCAGAUAAGGAAGAUAGCUUUCUACUUAUGUCCAGUUAACCUGGGGGUUUUGGAUCCUGAUCAUUACAUAUUUCCAUUUCACCUCUUGGAUAGUGAAAGCAUAUCACGUCUAGAGUGCAUUCAACUUAGCUUUGUAUCUUUGGGACCACCAUCGGAAUUCAGUGGUUUCCCAAGCUUAAGAAAGCUUGACCUAGAAUUCGUGGAUAUCACUAGAACGGAUCUUGAAGUUAUAUUGUCCAAUUGCUGUUAUCUUAAAUGGUUAAGCCUAGUCAGAUGCUAUGUGAAGGACGAGCUAAAGUUGGAUCGUCCGUUGUCCAACCUUCGACACCUAGCAGUUGUAUGGUGUGACAUAACCAGGAUAGAACUUCCAAUUCUGAAACUGGAUACAUUUGUAUAUCAUGGACACAUUGUUCCAAUUGUUAUAAAUCGAGAUUCCAUGUUGGAAAAUGCACAACUAUGGCUCUUCAAGGCAAAUUUCGAUGAUGCUGUCAGUGUAGUUCUCAAUGGUAUUCCGAGGGUGCAAAAUCUGACGCUACAAAUUUUGAAACUGGGAAUAGAGAUGCAACCACUGUUGAAUAGCACAUGCAUGUUUUCCCAUCUUAGGUGCUUACAGUUGUUAUUGGGUAUAACACUUGUAGAUAUAAACAAACUUCCCCGUGUAGUUUCCAUUCUGAGAGCAGCUCCAUCAAUUGAGAAGUUAGAGAUCCAUUUUUCCGGUGGUAGUCAUCUUUGUUUAGGGGACAAGGGUACUGUGGACAAGCCACAGUACCUUGAGCACUGUGAAUAUAAUUAUCUGAAGAGUGUGCAUAUGACAGGAUAUAAAGGGGCAGAAGGUCAACUUGAAUUUCUUGUGCAUGUUGUGGAAAAGGCCCCUGCGCUGGAGGCAUUAACUGUGGACACAGCUCUAGUGCUUCACGAUGAUGCUUAUGUACAACAUUUUUGCGGAAAAAAUGGAUGCUCCAACCGCGCUGCCCUGCACGCUAGAUCUUGUCUGGGUGCAAUACUUUCACCAAACGUGAAGUUUUGUGUUAUGUAGGUAGGCUGCU